Messenger RNA from Cotesia congregata, 3786 nucleotides. The record is from the annotation of a GenBank genome assembly. Lineage: Eukaryota; Metazoa; Arthropoda; Insecta; Hymenoptera; Braconidae.
AUGGGGGACGUCAUAGAUUGCAAUUUUCCUGUAUGGGGCCUUUUGCCGAAAAAAGAAACUGGAGUUAAUCAAUUUCUUAUUAAAUAUCCAGAAUAUGAUGGUCGUGGUACCGUUAUUGCUAUUUUUGAUUCUGGAAUUGAUCCUGGUGCUCCAGGAUUGCAGGUGACAAGUGAUGGAAAACCAAAAAUUUUAGCACGCUUUGACUGCAGUGGUGACGGAGAUGUUGAUACAAGUACUGUAGUACAAUCAGAGGAAGGCUUUAUAACUGGUAUUACUGGACGUAAGCUAAAGAUACCAUUUAAUUGGACAAAUCCAACUGGUAAUUACCAUAUUGGUGUUAAAGAGGCCUACCGUCUAUAUCCUACAAAGUUACGUGAAAAAAUAUCGGCCGAACGUAAGAAAAAAUAUUGGGAUGAUGGUCAUAAGUCAGCAUUAGCUGAGGCAACGCGAAAGCUUCAGGAGUUUGAGGCAAGUCAUCCUAAUCCAACGAGUGUAGAAGAUAAGUUGGUCAAAGAAGAGUUGGAAACAAGAGUUGAAGUGUUGCAAAAUGGAGAAAAAAAAUAUCAUGAUGCAGGUCCAACAUAUGACUGCGUCGUUUAUCACGACGGACAACAGUGGAGGGUGUGUAUUGAUACAUCUGAGGAAGGUAAUUUGGAGGCAGGAAUUCAUCUUGGUGAAUACUCACUUACCCAUGAGUAUGCUCCUUUGACUCAGCAAGAUCAAUUGAAUAUUUCUGUAAAUAUUCACGAUGAAGGCAAUACUCUUGAAAUUGUAGGAAUAUGCGCAAGUCACGGAACGCACGUAGCGUCAAUAGCUGCGGCGAAUUUUCCUGAUAAUAAAGAGCUAAAUGGAGUAGCACCGGGUGCUCAAAUAAUAUCCCUAACGAUCGGCGAUAAUCGUAUAGACCCAAUGGAAACUGGAACAGCUUUAGUCCGCGCAAUGAUUUGGAUAAUGCAAAAUAAAAUAAAAGUCCAUGUGAUAAAUAUGAGCUAUGGCGAACAGGUGCACUGGAGUAAUUCCGGGCGUAUAUUUGAUUUAAUGAACGAGGUAGUUGACAAGUACGGAGUAACAUGGGUUGCAGCUGCAGGUAAUUUCGGACCAGCUUUGUGUACCAUUGGAACACCGCCUGAUAUUAAUUCAACAAACAUUAUCAGCGUGGGAGCUUACGUAUCGCCGGAUAUGAUGGUAGCCGAGUACUCGUUGCGUGAAAAGAUGCCGGGUAUGCCCUACACAUGGUCAUCUCGCGGUCCGAUGAUUGACGGGGGUACUGGCAUUACGUUAUGCGCUCCAGGAGGUGCAAUUACCAGCGUGCCCAAUUUUACACUUAGAAAAAGCCAAUUGAUGAAUGGAACCAGCAUGGCCAGUCCUCACGUAGCCGGAGCAGUUGCUCUGUUAAUCUCAGGUCUUCAUGAUAAACACUGUCCUUACUCUCCAUACAGUAUAAAACGUGCUCUAGAGAACACAGCUUUAUACAUAGACACCCUUGACUCAUUUGCUCAAGGCUCUGGGCUUUUGCAAGUUGAACGGGCAUUUGAGAAUCUUGUCGCCAACUGCAAAGCAAUUGAGCGUGACGUCAGAUUUGCAAUAAACUGUGGUGUUAACAACUCCAAGGGUAUUCACUUAAGAUCUUGCGUAAUCGACCGUCCGAAAGAUUGUGCAAUAACUGUUGAACCUAUAUUCCUAGACACUGAAAAUGUCGACGCAACCCGUAAAAUAAAUUUCAAUUUACGAUUAUCGCUAGUAUGCGACGCUGCUUGGGUACAAUUUCCUUCUCACUUUGAACUAAUGCACAUGUCACGUGCCUUUACCGUCCGUAUUGACGGUGUUAAACUACCAGAAGGUGUUCAUGCGACAAAUAUACGUGCCUAUGACGUUGAGAAUGUCGAAAAAGGUCCAGUAUUCUCAAUACCUAUUACUGUCGUUCAGCCAUUGGCAAUACAAAAAUCAAUGAAUUUACCAGAUCUUCACUACUCACGUGUUCUCUUCAAAGCAAACACCAUUGUAAGGCACUUUAUUUUAGUGCCUGAAGAUGCUACCUGGGCUGUGCUGAAAAUAAAAAGCACAGACAAAGAAAAGACUGGUAGGUUUGCUGUUCAGACAGUACAAUUGAAACCACGCUUAGCUUGUCGCACGCUUCAUACUAAUAAAAUGAUAAAUGUCACCUCACAAUCGGAAUCCGUCCAGGGAUUUGCCGUCCAGGCUGGUCUUGUAGUUGAAGUUGUUAUUGCUAAAUAUUGGGCCAAUCUUGGUGAAAUACACGUUGAUUAUUCUAUUGAAUUUCACGGUAUUCAUAUAGUAGAUAGCAAUCUUACAAUGCAAUCUGGUGAUGGAAUCCAUCGUAUGGAAUUACGCAGUAGCUUGAGAAAUGAGGAUAUUGUACCGAGUGUUACAUUAAAAUCAAUUGUUCAGGUAUUACGACCAACUGAUUAUAAAAUAUCACCGCUUGGUGCACGUGACGUAAUACCACCCGCUCGUCAAAUUUAUGAAUUGCAAUUGACGUACACAUUCCACAUUGCCAAAGCUACUGAGGUAACACCCAAUGCCGCUUAUUUGAGUGACUUACUCUAUGAAAGCGAGUAUGAAAGUCAAUUGUGGAUGCUUUAUGACUGUAAUAAACAUCUCAUUUUUUCUGGUGACGCUUUUCCUUGGAAGUACACUGUUAAAAAAUUAGAAAAAGGCGACUAUACAUUAAAAAUGCAUGUACGUCACGAAAAGAAAGAUUUAUUAGAACGAUUGACAGAAAUGGCAAUACUGUUAAGUCAAAAAUUAAGCUCGCCUGUUAGUUUAGAUGUUUAUGCCAAUCAUUCGCAAGCUAUUGUCGGUGGGAAAAAAAUGGUAGCUGCUACUGUACCACCAGGACAUAUUCUUCCAGUUUAUAUCGCUCCAAUGAACAAUGAAAGCAAAAUAUCAAAAGCUGCUACCUUGGGAACUUAUCUUCAAGGAGCAGUAACUUUCUGUAAAGACGAUGCACGUAAAAAAGUUGACUGUUAUACAUUUAAGUACGUACUCUCAGAGCCAGCUAAAAAAAGUCCGACAGUAGUUAAGCCAGAUGAUGAAAAGGUCAGCAAAUGGGAGGAAUAUCAAGAUACUUUGCGAGAUAUUAAGUGUACAUGGCUCGCUAAAUUAGAGGCAACUGAACAUGCAACAGCUUUGUACAAUGAAUUAAGAACAUCAUACCCUGAGCAUUUACCAGUACACACUGCCAUGUUGACAUCGUUAGACUCGCCAGAAGCGCGACGUCUUCUUCCUCACGAUGAUCUCUCAGAAAGUGCCAUUAAUUUUGCUGACCAAAUGAUUGACGUCGCAGACAAAGUAAUCACAGCUAUCGAGCAAGAAAAAUUACUUGCCUUUUAUGGUAUGAAACACGAUCAACGACCAGAUGCUAUGAAGAUAAAAUCAACCAUGGACAAACAAAAGAAUCUUUUAAUUGAAGCAUUUGUUAAGAAAGGUUGUGCUUAUGCACGAUUAUAUAUUCAUGCGAGAAAACGCGGUGAAACUGAAGCUGCAAUGCAUCUUGCAACAGUAACGCAAAUUUGGAACGAUGUACAAAAGUAUGCCGAGCCAACGGAUAGCAAAGUUUUAAUUUUAUCACUGUGGCAUGCACAUAUUAAUAAACAUUAUGGGCGUUAUCUAAAGCUGUUGACUCGUUUCUAUGAAGAAAAACCAGUAAGAGAUAUUGAUGAGAAGUUUAUUGAAAUUACAAGGACUGUUGGUUGGGAUCACUGGACACGUUAUUUAACAACGAGCUUACCUACACGAUAUCCAAAAGCAUACAGACCGUUUUAA